Molecule: messenger RNA, 1662 nt
Organism: Megalops cyprinoides (Indo-Pacific tarpon)
Lineage: Eukaryota; Metazoa; Chordata; Actinopteri; Elopiformes; Megalopidae
Product: solute carrier family 43 member 3-like
Exons: 12
Coding region: 1-1662 (553 amino acids)
Biological process (GO): transmembrane transport
Molecular function (GO): transmembrane transporter activity
Source: RefSeq, a predicted model, not a curated record
AUGGAGGAGCACAGACAGAGAGAUACAUGUGGCCAGGACGACGAAAACCUGAACUUCUCCCCCGAUGGUCUGACAUGUAAACUCAUUUUGGACGACAGACAGAAAGCUAAGAGGAUACUGGGAUGUUGCUGUGAGUUCAAGUUUUGCGACUGGCUGACGUUGGUGUCAGGGCUGGUGGAGUGCCUGUGUUUUGCCGGAGUCGUUUUCGGCUGGGCCUCCCUGGUGUAUGUCCUGAAGAUGGACGGCUACUUCAGCAACUUCUGCGUCAACUCCACUGGGGCCAACAGCAGCAUGUACACAGACUGCAGCGGUCAGGACGAACAGUUUGCCCUCAUCUUCACCAUCGCCUCCUUCCUCAACAGCUUCAUGGCGUUUCCGCUGGGACACGUCUUUGACCGCUACGGAACCAUGGCCGCCAGGAUUCUCGGGAUAACACUCUACACCACUGGUACCUUGUUGGUUGCGUCCUCAAGUGCAGAAAUGUCCUCCAUGCUGUACCCAGCUGUCUCCUUCAUUGAUGUGGGAGGAAUUUUAUUCCUCAUGACAAACAUACAGGUGGGGAACCUCUUCGGUCCUUUUCGCUCCACAGUCAUCACGCUCUACAAUGGACCUUAUGACUCCUCCUCCUCCAUCUUCCUCAUCAUUAAGGUGCUGUAUGAGAGAGGGGUCUCUCUGCGCUCCUCUUUCCUCUUCAUGUCCGCCUGCAGCAUCAUCCACCUCCUCCGAACUUUCCUCCUCAUGCCCAAGACUCACAUCCCCUACCCACUGCCUGAGGGCUACACUUAUGGGGUGAGCUGCAGAGGCCGAGCUGUGAGCACCGAGCUGGAGGAAAGAGCAGACAGCAGCGGGAAUGUGCAGAACGAGGGCGGCGUGGAGGGAGUUCAGCAGGAGGGCUCAGGGCAGUCCCAAAUCACGCCACAGAAAGCUCUGUCAGUGGCCAGUUUUAGGAGCUGCGUCCUGUCCUGGUUCUUCGCAUGGCACCUGCUGUGGCUCUCUGUGAUGCAGCUACGCCUCUUUCUCUUCAUCGACAUCCUCAACCCCAUGCUGGCCUGGCUGACUGACGGAGACUCCGCCCUCGUGAGUAGCUACACCAAUGCCUUUGGGCUCACGCAGUUAUGUGGAGUUUUUUGCGCUCCCUGGAACGGACUCCUCCUGGACCAGCAGAGGAAGAAGUGGCGGGCUCUUGGUGGGUACCGAUUAACAGAGAGGGAGGCAGACCUGCGUUCCUCCGUUCUCUCCCUCUUCCUCACCGCUCUCCUGGGCUUCUUCUUCUCCGUCUGUUCCACCAUCCCAGUCCUGCCUCUGCAGUACCUCACCUUCGUCCUGCAGGUUGCCAGUACGUCCUUCCUCUUCGGAGGUAAUGCCGCCUUCAUCAGCACUGCAUUUCCCUCCUGCCAUUAUGGGAAGCUGUACGGUCUGAUGUCUACGUUGUCAGCUGUGGUGCUGCUGUUGCAGUUCCCCAUGCUGAUCCUGGUCAAUGACGUCCUGCAGGGAAACCCUCUCUACGUGAACAUCGGUCUCACCGUCCUCACCCUGCUGCCCCUCAUCCAUCCGCUCUACGUCCGCAUACACUGCCAGCGACUGGCCGCCCAGAGAGACGACCAGCGGGACGGCACGAAACUGUGGACCGUUUACCCCGACUCAGGCUACAUGCCUUUCUAA